AUGGAGGAUGAUUGUUGUGUCUUUGAUGUGGGAACCACUGAAUGUCGUGCUGGUUUUGCUGGUUUUGAUACACCUAAAUUGGUAUUUCCAACUAAAGUGGUAUAUUUAAAUGAAAUAGAAAUGGUACUUAAUUAUGGUAAUCGUCUUUAUGCUGGUUCAAAGCUAAAGUUUUACGAACGUAAAUUUACUACAAUGAGUCCAAUAUCCAACGGUAAAAUUACCGAUUAUGCACAAUUGGAAGCUAUUUACAAUGCAGCGUAUAAUGAAAUUGGUGCAUCAAAAAAAGACCAUGAUGUGUUAAUCAUUGAGAACCCAAACGAUGAAACCGUUUUUAAACACAAAGAAAAACUUUUUCAAAUGUUUUUUGAAAAUUUUGAAGUACCCUCGAUAGCAAUAAUGAACAGUGCAUUGAUGAGUCUUUAUAGUACUAGAAGAACUGAUGGAAUGAGUGUUAUUAGUGGAGAGGAUGCGACUUACUUUGUUCCCAUAUCAAAUGUAGGUUCAAACUUGAAUUCGAUACAAAAGAUUAACAUUGGAGGACGAAGAGUAUCUGAAUAUCUUAAAGAAAAACUAGGUACGAAUUGUCAAAUAGAACAGAACACAAAUUAUUUAAAAUACAUUAAAGAAAAUUGUUGUGAUGUUUGCUUGAAUAUAUCCAACAUGUUAAAUUUAUCAACCAACAAUGAAAAUGACGCCUUCGAGUAUUAUGUCUUGCCUGAUGGAAAUGCUUUGAAACUGGGCGACGAAAGGUUUACAUCAUCAGAAUGUUUAUUUAAUCCAAACUUAAUCCAUUCAGAUAAUAUUGGAAUACAUCAACAAAUUUACAAUUGCAUAACAAAGUGUGAUGAAAAAAUUAGAAAAGAGAUGUUUGAGAACAUAGUCAUAUCUGGAGGCAAUACUUCCUUUAAAAACUUCAAACAACGACUUCAAAAUGAAAUACAGAAAUUCACUCCGUUCGAGACAAAAGUAAUUGAAACAAAUGACAGUAGAUUAGCUCCAUGGCUCGGUGGUUCAAUUAUCGCAUCUAUCGAAAACAAUGGACAAUUUAUAUCACAAGAAGAGUACAAUGAAAUUGGUCCAAAUAUUUAUUAA
Messenger RNA from Entamoeba invadens IP1, 1092 nucleotides. RefSeq names its product actin, putative. The coding region runs from base 1 to 1092 and encodes 363 amino acids. The transcript has a single exon. NCBI's taxonomy places the organism in Eukaryota, Evosea, Mastigamoebida, Endamoebidae. The record is from RefSeq and is a predicted model, not a curated record.